AUGUCGGAUGUGUCGAACUCCUUCUCAGCUUGGGAGACUCUGCCGGAGGACGAACCUCCGCUGUGCAUCGCAGUUCGACGCCCAGUGUCACCUCCACGCCAUUAUGAGGCGGUGGCAAGCGAGCCGCUGGCUGCCCCGUCUGCAUUUCGCUGUUCUCUUCCAAAAAUUCUACGUCUACAUUUCGCUGUUCUCUUCCAAAAAUUCUAUUCAUCGAAACUCAUGAAAUUUCUCUUGUCCUUAAUCAUAAUUUUCUCUACCUUCUGUCACUCUCUGCCACCUUACAAAGUAAGCCAUUCUGAGUCAGUUCAGCCAUGGAUUCGAAGGACAAGAUCCAAUAGACCUCAAGAAGCACUCCACAACAAACAUGUGAUCAACGUGUUUGGAUACAACGUAAAUGUACCAACCGUGAAAGUGCCCAAGUUCAUUCAUUCUAUGAACAAUUCAAUGAAUGAAUUUUUUGUUGGUCCCAGUGGAGUUGUUACCAAGAUCAAAGAAUUCUUGAAGGGUAACAGCAAGGUUUCUACUCAGUUCUUCGGUAGAAAGGUUGAUUUUCAAGCAAAUGUCCCGCUGUCCAAAGAAGAUGUGCGGAAAUCGUUUCGGUCCUUUCUUCGCAAGUUCCGAACUGAUCCAAUGACUCGAGUUCUGUUUGUCAUGUACUUAAAUGUCGUGGUAGUGAUCGUUGUCUACAUGGUACUUCUCGCUAAACAUGUCCAGAUAUCAUUACAAACGAAGCGAGAUUCACUUCGAAAGAAGAAUUAUCCAUCUCCAUCAGCCGGUAGUCACGUGCAAAUGAUAUCUCCAGAUAUUUCCAUGCCAGUUCAACAACCAAAUCGCCGUCAAUCACCUGUGUCGGAAGGAACUCUACCAGAAGAUAAUACGCAAUCAUCCACAGAUGAGAACAAGAGUGUUGACUGGUCUGCCAUCGCUAAUCCAUCGCUCCUCAAUGCUGUGAAUCAAGAGACGAUUAUGAUCGCGAAUAAACCACCUCGUUUACUGAACGAUCUUGAAAGUUUCUUAUCUCCAUCAAAAGCAGACGAUGAACCACCAUCUCCAUCGCAUCGUUCAAACACCUCUAUUUCCAGUGGUGAGGGCCCUAGUACGAUAUCUCCUAAGCAAAGCAACAACUCGCAAAUUUGUCCAAUAAGAACACCAAGCUCAAACUAUUUCACAGCGUUGGAGUCCACAAGGUCAUCCUUCGACGCGUCUCAACCACAAUAUUUACCUACUAUUGACAAGGAACAGCCGUAG
Molecule: messenger RNA, 1248 nt
Organism: Necator americanus (New World hookworm)
Lineage: Eukaryota; Metazoa; Nematoda; Chromadorea; Rhabditida; Ancylostomatidae
Exons: 12
Coding region: 1-1248 (415 amino acids)
Source: RefSeq, a predicted model, not a curated record